UGCUUCACAUAGGGGUAGCAAACAGCAGACGAGUGGCAGAGCUGGGACAGAGACACGAGGGAGCUAACAGGACAUGGCCCAAAUCCAGCAACCGGAGCCAGCGAAGGACACUAAAUCCCAGGCAGAAAACUUAACCAAAGAAAUUGAUCUGGUGCAGAGGGACCCCAAACACAUCAACCAGGAGGUGGUGCAGGUAGAGUUUGAGGAUGUGAUCGCUGAACCCGAAGGCACUCACAGCUUUGACGGGGUAUGGAAAGUCAGCAAUAGCACCUUUACAGUGACAAAAUACUGGUGUUACCGUGUGCUUUCCGCAGUCCUUGGCCUUCCCCUAGCAUUGCUAUGGGGCUUCCUAUUUGCUUGUUUAUCAUUCUGUCACAUCUGGGCGGUAAUGCCCUGUAUCAAGAGCUAUCUGAUAGAGGUACAGUGUGUGGGCCAGUUCUACGCGGUUUGUGUCCGUACUUUCUGUGAUCCUAUAUUUGAGGCUGCCGGAAAGGCACUAAGUGGAAUACGUGUGGCAAUGAGAAAGGAAAUCUGAAAACAAAAAAACGUAAACAUGCAUACCCUUAUUUCUUCCAAACCUGGUAAAGGUCACGUUGUGGGGAGCAUGUUCUUAAAAUCCACCAUGGACCAGACAUCAUUCAUCCCUGAAAGUCAAGCUACAUAUUGUUCUCUCCAAUGUAUCGCAGUUGAAGACAUGAGGGACAAUGGACAGAGGACAUACGUUGGUUCACUCCUUUCAUACCAGGUCAAUGGAGUGAACUAAAUGGGUUUCUCCACAAAUGGAAAUAAAUGCUCAGCCCCCGAGUGGUAUAAAUAUCACAUUUUAUUUGCAUUGCUCUCUAUGCACAAACAGCUGGAGUUUAGUGAGAAUUGGAUAUAGAUUACAGAAUACAAGGCAUUUAUCAGUACAUUUACAUAGGAAUGUCCCAGUUAUUCUAAGGAUGCAAUGAUCAACUAGGAAAGGUUAAUAGCUCCUUAAAAUCUCUAUGGCGGCAGCCAUUUUCUCUGUAGGCUCAAACCCUCUCCACAGAGAGGACAUCACAGUAUUCAAGGAAAUACAAAUAGUUGAAGUUUA
Molecule: messenger RNA, 1075 nt
Organism: Pelobates fuscus (common spadefoot toad)
Lineage: Eukaryota; Metazoa; Chordata; Amphibia; Anura; Pelobatidae
Product: caveolin-3-like
Exons: 2
Coding region: 74-535 (153 amino acids)
Biological process (GO): caveola assembly; cell differentiation; regulation of cytosolic calcium ion concentration
Cellular component (GO): sarcolemma; focal adhesion; caveola
Molecular function (GO): molecular adaptor activity; connexin binding; transmembrane transporter binding
Source: RefSeq, a predicted model, not a curated record